Messenger RNA from Amoebophrya sp. A120, 2736 nucleotides. Lineage: Eukaryota; Dinophyceae; Syndiniales; Amoebophryaceae. The record is from the annotation of a GenBank genome assembly.
GGCUUCGGUACGUUUUAGAAGGUCGAUGAGUCGUGGCAAGACACGACGCCAACUUCGGUUUGUGAUUUCCUUCGUGAACAAAUGAAUACGCUGAAUCUGUAUCGUGUUGAUCUUCAGCGUCGCGCUAGAAGUCGAACUACACCUACUUUCUUUCAGGACCCUUUGUAAGCAGAAGCCAGGCACCUAUAUCCCCAAUUAGAAAUUGCCACCUCCGAGAACGCGCAUUUCGAUUUUACUAUUGCACGGCCAUUCUUCUUAUUCUUUAUGUGUGUUAAGGCUGUAACAAUCAUCCAGGAGGAGCAAAAAUAAAAAAGAAUCACAUACACAACACCAGCAAGAGUGCUUUGAUUCCGAUGUAGAUUUUCAGUUUCAUCAGUUCUAGUUCUACCUAUUCAAUUGUACGCUAGCUGUGAUUUUUCAGGCAUGGUGGCCGCGCUCGUAGUAGAUGUGCCUCGUGGAGAUGUGGCCGAUGUUGCCAGAAGUUGCGAGGAGCGUCGUCACGGCACAUCAAAGGCUAGCGAUGGUGACAUCAAGAGCAGUAGCUGGAGCGGUUUAAACAAAGUUCAGAGCGGGCAAGAAAGAGAAGUAACGCCCGCUGCCGCAGAGAACCAGGGCGGAAGUUCGUGUCUCUCGUACUUCAUGGGGCUGGUAUCUUCAUGCGGGUCUUACCUAGUCGCAUUUUUCGCCGGUCUGUUACUCGCCGUCCACCGGGGCAUUGGUGCCAACCUGGCGGCUGCCUACGAUAGUGCACCAUUUGCCAAUAUGAUGAACAUGACGGUAGCUCUGGCUCUGCUGCUUCUUGCCGUGUUGGUUCGUGAGUGCGUUCUUGUGAGGGACGGCGUCAAGGGCACACUGUUCGGACCCAGACUAGCGAAGCCACCUAGCGUUUCUGAGCCUGGUGCUGCCUCGAGGACCAAGGGAAGUACCAUUCCAACACCAAAUAAUCCCGCUGGUGGCCCGAUUGUUCCAGAUAAUAUAGCAGCGCAGAAGGACAAAGGUGCAGGACAUCGCCGGAGCCUCCCAGCGGCUACGAAGCAAGUGGCGGAGCACGCUGCUCUGGAAGUAGAUCUGGAUUUUUUGUCUGUGAAUGACAGCGUGGGUUCGCGCCACACGACCAUCUCUACCAGCGUCAGUGGCAAUCAGUUUCCUGCUGUUGAGCAGGCCUGCUUUUCGCACCUUGCCACCUCGAAGGACUGCACGCAGCAUACUCGCGGUCUCCAUAAAUCCUUAGAAGACGGUGCGGCGGGCGGAUAUGGGGAAGAAGACACAAACGCGUUGACUUCCGACAGUCCUUGGCCGACUUCCGCUUGCGGUUCGUUGCGCGACAAGCAACUGGACACAACAGCGCGGAGCAGAGCAGCAGAAGAAGUCGCUGUGACAGUGGAGCAGACCUCAUCUACGGAAGACGCUCGUCCUGAUGGGGCACAAAUAACUACACAGGACGAGGAAACAAGCGCAAACGAACUGACGCCCCCACGUCCUUUCACAUGGGACUUUUUGAAGGAACACUACUGGAAGUUCACAGGCGGCGCCUACGGGACGUUUAUCGUGACGCAAAACUUCCUCGGUGCGGAGCACAUCGGCUUUGUGGCCCAGGUGCUGACCCUGUUCGUGGGGCAGAUGUUGGGUUCCAUGGUGUGCGACCACAUCGGUUUUGCGAACGCGGCGAAACGAAGAUUGAAUGCCUACAAAUGUGGUGCCGUGGCGGUAGCAACGGCCGGUGUGAUCGUAGUCGUUGUUGAGAGCCAGAGCUCCGACGAGACCGCGAGCGGGGGACCGGGUACUAGUACAACAGCCUCAAGUACUACUAGCAGCGCGGCGAACCACCGGACAACUUUUGUGGAGGAUGAGUUGCCGUUCAUGGUUCUGUCCUUCCUUGGCGGCAUUGCGCUGCCCAUGCAGGGUAGCAUCAACGCCGCGGCGCAGAAACUUUUUUCCCACAAUCCUUUUGCGGGAGCGAUCUCUUCCUUCACGGGCGCGUCCGUAUUGUCGAUUUUGCUUUGGGUCGUCGCAUCCUGGGACGCGUUGUUUCGGGAGGAGCCUGGUUAUUUCUUCGAACAGCCAACCGGAAGAUUAAGGCCAGAAUUCUGGAUGUUCACCAGUGGCUGUAUUGGCGGAUUCGUGGUGUUCUGCGUGGUGGCGCUGGGGCCGAAACUGGGCCAGACCACGAUGUGGAUCCUGAUCGCGUUCGGGCAGCUCCUCGGGGGCGUUUUCAUCGAUCAGUUCGGGCUGAUGGGGUUCCCCGCCAGAAAGGUCAGCCCGCUGCGCUGGGUCGGGAUUGCCGUGGUGUUGCUCGGCGUGCUGCUGAACACCCAGGAGAGUUAGCGGUCUCUAAGGGAAUCCGUCGCGCGGACGACGGGCCUGCUGAUCGGGUCGAUCCGCGGUUCCUCCAUGGCAGCUAGCACGCAGAGCGCGUCGUCGGCUCGUUUCGUGACCGGGCGAUUUCACGACACGAUCACUAGAAGGAGUGCUAGCGGUCGCACAACGAUGGAAGAAAGCAGUGCAAUUGAGAAACAUGGUUGUGAUACUGUUCUUGGGACUGACGGAGACGUAAGACGAGAUACAAGUAGAACAGCAGACUACUUUGACCAUAGUUGUACAUCAUCAGCAAGAACAAGUAGUUCUGGUGCACUCAGCGCGCCCGUGUGAAGCGGUAGGUUUUCGAUGGAUUCUAACUUGUAGCGUGCUUCGGGCGAAAAGAAGUGUAACAGAUACCUACUACCUGGUUUCGCCGCA